This is a messenger RNA of Anopheles nili, 2428 nucleotides long. Its product is annotated as delta-sarcoglycan. NCBI's taxonomy places the organism in Eukaryota, Metazoa, Arthropoda, Insecta, Diptera, Culicidae. Gene Ontology annotation, cellular component: sarcoglycan complex; sarcolemma. The record is from RefSeq and is a predicted model, not a curated record. The transcript has 6 exons. Bases 101 to 1615 code for a protein of 504 amino acids. Gene Ontology annotation, biological process: heart contraction; cardiac muscle tissue development.
AAUCAGCUAGCAAAAGUGCGAAUAGUUCGCUUCGACUUGACGGCCUCAGCGACCGUUUGCUGCCCUAUUCGAGUGACACGUGUAAAGCACCUUUACGGCCAUGUCGCGCUACUCAAGGGACGAUCCUCGUUCCAUUUUUUUCAGCGGCACUUCAACGCCCCUCCGCAGCUACGCCGGGUCGGACCUAUUCAAGUUCAAUCCGCCCAGUCCAAGCCCUGGCCCGUCCACAUCAACUGCUGCAGCAACACCACCACCUCCACCAGCAACACCUGCCUCCACCGACACGGACCCACCCAAACCCGAGCCCGUCGUCCGCAUCAUACCAAUCCUCUACCCAGCACAACCUGCCCGUCUCAUCGGUGGAACCAGCACGUACGGCAACACCCGGCCUCCACCUGAAGGUGAUGGCUCAUCCGUGAAGGGUCGACCUGACAUCAGCACCGCAACACCUCCACCGGUGCCACCAACGACUCCCAGUACCGCGGGACCGUCAACGGCCGGUAUUCUCAAAGCGGCACCACCUGCUGGACCAGCGCCCUCUAGCGGUAGCGGUCCCGGAGCGCCACGUGUGUCCUUCGAGCUGCGUCCAACACCGGUCCAGCCGAUGGCGGGUCCGAGUGGAGUGCCUGCUUCCGGGUCCGGGUCGGCACCCUCCAACGGGGUCCAUGCUCGACCUAUUCUCAAGCCUCAAGGUAGAGGAACGGGCGAGGAAGCGAGUGGGGAGCCACCAGUACCAGUCGUGACCUCCGUACUUCCUGCGGACUCUGGACCGUCCUGCCGGAUGCAGCUGGCUCUGUACGGCUGGCGCAAGAAGUGCCUGUAUGCGCUCAUCUUCAUCCUGACGGUGAUGAUCAUCGUCAACCUCGCACUCACGCUUUGGAUCAUGAAGGUGAUGGAGUUUUCCUCGAACGGCAUGGGUCAACUGAAGAUAGUGCCGGGUGGGAUUCAGCUUACGGGACAAGCGCUUGUCCUUAACACACUGCGAGCGUCCUCUAUCCGGUCGAAACACGGCCAGCCAAUCUCCGUCGAAUCCUCCCGAAACCUGAGUGUUAACACUCGAAACGCAUAUGGCGCGAUCGAGAAUCAGCUGUUCCUUGGUCAUGACCGGCUCGAAGUUCUGGCGAAUCACUUCCGCAUCACAGACACGCACGGAACCAAUCUGUUUGCUGUGGACCGAGAUGAGGUGAUCGUCGGGGCAGGAUCACUGCGUGUUGAGGGUGAAGGAGGUGUCGCCUUUCGCGAUUCCAUCCAGACACCUCUCGUGCGAGCUGACGCCGGUAAAGACCUCAGGCUCGAAUCACCAACCCGCUCACUGGAGGCCCGUGCAACUCAGGAGAUCUUCAUCCAAUCGCGAGCUGGUGGCAUCGAGACGACCUGCCUCAACGAUCUGAAGCUCCACUCGGUGGCAGGAAGCAUCCGGCUCGACUCGAGCGCCAUCUACAUGCCGAACCUGAGGACGGUGCAGACCUCUUCAACUAGUGGAGGACUUGCGGCGGCGUCACGUGGAGAGUCGGCAGCGAAGAUCUACCAGCUGUGUGCCUGCUCGAGCGGGAAGUUGUUCCUGGCAGCUCCAGGAGGUGUCUGUGCCGCCGAUGAUACUGCCAUCUGUAGGUAAUGAGCGGCCAGCGGUCCAACAAUGGACACCCAAAGAAACUCCGGAGUCUCCCGGAGAUCGCUGAGGUCGUAAAUCUUUCCAAAGAGAGACGGCAUCAGCAGCAGCAGCAGCAGCAGCAGCAGUGACGUGUUAUACUCUAGCAGAACUAUUAAUGCAUACACCUAGUGGAACGAUUAAUCUAUACUUUAGCAAUGGCAAAACCGGCGUUACAAUAGUGCAUAGGCCCAACAGCGUGUUAUCGAUAUCUCAAUCAACUCCUUGUAUUUAGCGUGUUUCGAAUUCCGAGCAACGAGGCGCGGAAAUCCGCCCCAACCCGCCGCCAAAGCCGCGUGAUAGAUAAGUGAAAUUAAAACUAUUAUACAAUCCCUCCCCUCCACCCCUUCCUUUUCCUUUGGUCCUUUCUCUUCCUCCCUUCCGCCCUCCAGCUCCCCCUCAUAUACGCGCACAUCCUAGCUGAUCGCGUACCAGUAUAAGAUACAUAUCAUAACAUAGGGCAGGCAAGGUAGCUCACCCAUCCACUCCGACGCCGGCCGGCAUUUGUUGGAAUCCCCUCUCUUCUUCCCCUAACCAUACCCCGUCCUCCUCUUCGUCCUUUUUCCCCACUUUCCCAUCAAAACAUCCGAGCAGAAGUGACAUUAACACACUAACAGAGACACACAAACACACUCGCUUCCCGUGGUUGGAUUGUGGUAAAAGGGGAAAGCGAAGCGAAUCCUUUCGCGUAUCCCGCCUCCCACCUCUGGGAGUGAAGGGAGAAAAGGCGGUGAAAGCGCCGCGGGGAGACGAAAAUAAAGCGCAGAAAAGCGAACAAGC